AAAAUGGAUUCGUACACGUCAUCUGACGAAGACGCCUCUCGAAAAGAAAAUAUUUCAGACGAAGGCUUGAAUAUGUUGAAUGCAUCGCCGGAGCCAAUGGAGGAAGAUGAUCCAGAGGAGCAGGCGGAACAAGAAGAAGAAACCAGCAGAAUGGCUCGUCCUAUAAGAUCCAUGAGAAAACGCGAAACAACGUCUGGGGAAUCAAUGGGCGAUGAGGAUGAAGAUUUGGAGGAUGAAGAGGACGAAGAUGAAGAAGCUGAAGCUCGUGAGCAUCAUGAAAGUGGUGCUCAUGACACAUCUUUCUCAAAUCCACUUUCCAACGUCGACAAUCUAAUCCACGUGGGAACCGAAUAUCAGGCGAUUAUACAGCCAACUGCAGAGCAAUUGGAAAAAGAACCGUGCAGAGAUCAACAAAUUUGGGCGUUUCCAGACGAAAUGAACGAGAAUCGGCUUACAGAAUACAUUUCAGAAGCUACUGGACGAUAUCAAUUACCUAUAGAUAGGGCUCUGUUCAUUCUGAACAAACAGUCAAAUGAUUUCGACGCUGCGAUGGUUCAAGCGAUGAGAAGAAAAGAAAUUCAUGAUGAUUGGACGGCAGAAGAAAUUAGUCUUUUCUCCACUUGCUUCUUUCAUUUCGGAAAACGGUUCAAGAAGAUUCAUGCGGCUAUGCCCCAACGCUCGCUUUCUUCCAUUAUCCAAUACUAUUACAACACGAAAAAAGUGCAAAACUAUAAAACAAUGAUUAAUGUGCAUUUGAAUGAAACCGACACUUAUGAUGAACUAUUCAAAGAGGUCAAUCAUUUGGAGAGGGUUCCGUCGGGAUAUUGUGAGAAUUGCAAUGCAAAAAGUGAUCUGUUGAUUCUAAAUCGUGUAAUGUCGCGUCACGAAUGUAAACCGUGUAUCCUUUAUUUCCGUUUGAUGCGUGUUCCACGUCCGGCAAGCCUCCGUGCACUGACAAAACGACGGCAACGAGUUUUAUGUCCAGAAUACAUGAAAAUUUAUGUAUACGGAUAUCUUGAGCUCAUGGAGCCAGCCAACGGAAAAGCGAUCAAACGGCUUGGAAUUGGAAAAGAAAAAGAAGAAGACGAUGAUAUUAUGGUGGUCGACGACUGCCUUCUCCGUAAACCAUCAGGCCCCUACAUUGUGGAGCAAUCGAUUGAAGCUGAUCCAAUCGAUGAGAAUACGUGCAGAAUGACACGGUGCUUCGAUACACCGGCUGCACUGGCAUUAAUUGAUAAUAUCAAGAGAAAACAUCAUAUGUGUGUUCCACUUGUUUGGAGAGUUAAACAAACGAAAUGUAUGGAGGAGAACGAAAUUCUGAAUGAAGAAGCCCGUCAACAAAUGUUCCGUGCAACAAUGACAUACAGCCGUGUACCAAAAGGAGAAAUUGCAAAUUGGAAGAAAGAUAUGAUGGCGUUGAAGGGAAGAUUCGAGAGAUUUACUCCUGAACUAGAUACUACUGCAACAAAUGGCAAUCGAUCUGGAAAAGUCAGGAUAAAUUAUGGUUGGAGUCCUGAGGAAAAGAAGAAUGCUAUUAGAUGUUUCCACUGGUACAAGGACAAUUUCGAGUUGAUCGCCGAGUUGAUGGCCACAAAAACUGUGGAACAAAUCAAAAAGUUCUAUAUGGACAAUGAAAAGCUAAUUUUGGAGUCAAUCGACACGUAUCGCGCCGAGCUCAAGUCAAAACUCGGCAAAUAAUUGGAUCCGCUGUGUUUUUUUUAAAUUUUCAAUUUAACUUAAUAGGUGGCCCAAAAAAAAUUUCGGCCUUGAACCCCUUUUUUCUCGUUGGCUUAAAAAGUUCUUCUCGGCCACGUCGUCACAAGCUUUGUAUUCACAAGGAUCUCAUCGUAUUACAUUCCACAUAUUUUUCCCGCCACGUGGCAUAAUACUCAUGUUCUCAUUUCUAUAUAUUGACUUUUGAACCUUUGUCGGGCAUAAUUUGAAAAUAUUGUUUUUAGCCCAUUUUUUGCAUAUUUUUUUGUACCCCAUCCAAAUGUCCGCCCCCUUCUCCCCAUUUAACCCAUAUUUUCCGACACAAAUGCUUUAAUCGCUCUCAUAUAUUCAUUUUUUGUUAACGAAUUUGAAUCAUGAUUAUCGUAUCCUGGAUAAACGAAAAAUUUUC
Caenorhabditis elegans is the source of this 2122-nucleotide messenger RNA. RefSeq names its product REST corepressor rcor-1 (gene rcor-1). NCBI's taxonomy places the organism in Eukaryota, Metazoa, Nematoda, Chromadorea, Rhabditida, Rhabditidae. The transcript has 12 exons. Gene Ontology annotation, biological process: regulation of DNA-templated transcription. Gene Ontology annotation, cellular component: nucleus. The record is from RefSeq and is marked reviewed. Bases 4 to 1698 code for a protein of 564 amino acids. Gene Ontology annotation, molecular function: sequence-specific DNA binding.